GCAUUACUUGUAUUUUUCCAUAUUAUCGAAAUGGUGUGAGGUUGUUCGCAAUCCGGUGUAGCUGCAGACUGUGAAUUUCAUCAGCUUUUCGUCUAAAAACCAUUAAAUCAAAUACACAGUUUGUGGCAUUUCAAUUUUUAAACAUUUGAUCUUCUUCUUGGUUCUUGUGUUGACUCAAAUAUGGCGGUUGUUCCAGUGGACUACGGGUUCAGCUGUCUGCUGCCUUAAAUCCAUAUUUUGUCUAAGCACCAUGUGAGCAGACAGACAGGAAAGUGUGAGUCAAGACUGCACCGGCUCCAGAACCAUUUGGUUACGGGUCAGUAACCAGCAGCACAGGAACAAGGUGGCUGUGGUGUCUUCUUCCAUUUUGAGAAGCGGACUAAUGGAGAGCGACUGUCGGAUCCCAGUUGCUUGUUGUCGACCCCGGGUGCUCCUCCUCCAUGCUUUGUUCUGGGGCCUCGUCUCACUCAGAGUGUUCGGAGCAGCUCUGCUGAGUGAAGAGAAAACCACAGCUGCUUUAAAGCUGGGCGCCCUCCCCUGCUGGUUAACGGAGGAGUUUGUGGUGUUGGAGGAGUGCGUUCGCUGCAGCGACUUCCACUCUAAGGCGCGGUCCGCCUGCAGCCAGACGGGAUACGUCGAAAGAGUCAACUGCACCAAGACUGUCAAGGAGGAGUACAAAAGCUGUCGCUCUGCUCUGAUGGAGGAACAUCUCUUCUGGAAGUUCGAGGCAGCCAUGUUGGCUUUGACGGCUCUCUUUGCCGUCCUGGUGGUCAUUCGUCAGCGCCAGCUGGAUCGCCUGGCUUCUGAAAAGGUCCGCCGCCAGAUUGAAUCCAUCUAGGAUGGGGACCUUCUCUAGUUUUUAUCAUACAGCAGUAAUUUUAACAGCUGGUGGUUCUGAGGUGAACCCAAGUUUUGAGACUGCACCAAGAUUGACCAGGAUGGAAUCCAAACCUGCCAGAAAAUGGACUGGUCUACAUGAACUGUAUUUAUAAAAAAAAUGGCGAGGGGGCAGAAGGAUGUUUGAGCCUCUCAGCUCAGUUCCUCUUGGAAGAAGUUUCAUCUUCACCAGCGUCAUCACUUCCUGCUAAAACACUAAAACCAGAAAUGUUCAAACUCAGCACGACGACAGACUUUAAAGUAUAUUUUAAUGCACAGAGUUUAUAGAGAGAGAUAAAAGUCAAUUAAAACAUUGAAAUUGGAGAUGAUCAGAUUUUUAAAAAAAGGACCUGGACUGAGUGAAAAUAAGUGAAACUGAAAUAUUUCAGAAACACUUCAGGUUCACUUAUUGGAGCCAAAAUGUUGAUUAUAUCCUCAAUCUGAUCUGGAACAUUCCCAAAGGACCUCAGUUCUGUAGGAAGUACAUGAUAGUGAAGUUUUUCCUCCCUUUAAUGGACAAAGUUUAAAUUUAUUUUGAUGUUAAAACACAAAGAUUGUUUGACAAUGUGGAGGAAGUGUUUAUUAUGAAUAAGCCAAAAACAACUCAAGAUGUUUUAAAUCUCCCUGGUUGGUCCACAUCACUCCUGGCUGAUCUCUAAUUGGCUGCUGCACCAAACUAAAUGGAAGCAGGACAGAAACCUCCAGUUUAACAAGUGAGAAUCUGAAACCCAGCUGUGACAUCAUCCGCUUCUCUGUCCAAAGUGUUUCUGACUUUCAGCUGUGAAUUUUUUUCCUCUUGUCAUCGAAAAGGUUUCAUCAGCAGACGCCGUUCCGAUGAUUUUAUUGUAAAUAAUAGUUUGGUUUAUUUUUGUUUCUCUGUGAAGUUUCUGACAAAAUAAACUGAAGCGAAACAUUUUG
Messenger RNA from Nothobranchius furzeri (turquoise killifish), 1794 nucleotides. RefSeq names its product jumping translocation breakpoint (gene jtb). Gene Ontology annotation, cellular component: centrosome; midbody; spindle. NCBI's taxonomy places the organism in Eukaryota, Metazoa, Chordata, Actinopteri, Cyprinodontiformes, Nothobranchiidae. The record is from RefSeq and is a predicted model, not a curated record. Gene Ontology annotation, biological process: mitotic cytokinesis.